AUCUCAGUCACUCUGGCGUGAUGUUAUCAAGAUUACCUUCAGGGACAAUUGACUGUUUGAGGUUACAUCCAUGCUUGUCGCGGAUUGUUGUUGCCACCCUCAAUGCUGGCAACCCGGGACUCCAUAAGGCUUCACUACACACCGCCACACCCCUGGCUCAUUAUAGGAACACAGACUUUGAAGACAAAGCCCCAUCCAAAAUAGGGAGAGUGAACUUAGUGGCACCGAACUGGCUCAAGUACAAUGACAUUGUAUAUCCUCCGUCAGAGGAAGGGGACCCUCCAAGGCCAGCAGAGAUUUGUCAUUCAAGGUUCCAGAUCAAAUAUGCCACCAAAAAAUUAUGGUAUAUUGCUGCAAUGAUACGUGGCAUGUCUAUUGAUGAAGCUCUCCAACAGCUGUCCUUCCACAAGAGGAAAGGAGCAGCUCAUCUCAAAGAGGUACUGGAAGAAGCCCAGGAGAUGGCGGUGAAGGAGCACAAUGUGGAGUUCAAGUCAAAUCUUUGGAUCUGUGAUUCUUUUGUAACCAAAGGCGUGGUGGUCAAAGGCUACAGAAAGCACAUCAAGGGCCGCUACGGCAUCAUCCACUAUCGCUAUUCCAACUUCUUUGUGAGGUUGAGGGAAGGGAGACCACCCCAGCACUACUACACCCCUGACAAGACGGGGAACCAGAAACUGGAGGAGUACAUCAAGGAACAAAGGGCCAGGAGGAUACAGCUGGGCUUGUGAUGAUUUUUGGUGUCCUCGUGACUGUUGUUGUGUGUUCAGUAAUAGAUAAUUUGAGAUCAGAAAAGAUGAGUCUGCAUUACCUACAUGAUGUCAGAGUUCAGCACCAAGACCUCUUUCCCAAAAUGGUUCAAAAUUAUGGUUCUGUGAAAUCUGGGAGUCAGUUGCCGAUGAAGAUAUGAAUUAUUUACGGUCUUUUAUCCUUCUUUUGAUGAGAGUUUCCUUUUUGGAUAGAGAGAUCCGUUGUGGUCCAAAUUCUGAAAUGCCCAGACAAAAAGUGGGUUUAUCAUUUUUCAGUCGUGCACAUUGUAUUUGUACUGUAUUCAACACCCUGGCAAGUGCUUUCGCAGUUGCUAUUUGGGCACGCUAUGAAAUGGUUUGUUUUAUUGUCAGGCUCUCUAUAUUUGUCAGCAGUUCAGCAGUAAACAAAUUGUGCAAUGUGAGGAGCCUUCAUUUGCUUGAGGAUCGGCGCCAUAUAUGCACUCAAUUUUUAUUGCUAGUGGUUGAAAGUAGCAAUUGCUCUCAUGAAUAGAAUAGUAUAGACUCCAUGUUUUCCUUUUUGUGAGUCAACAUUGUGAUUUGGCUUUGGUGAAGGUAAUUUGGGGAUCGAAAGACUUUAUUUCAACAUCUCACAACUUCUGAGUCAGUAAUGACAUAAUCUGGAUCGAAUGGAGGUGUACAGAUAGACUUUCGACCAGACUGGAAGGGAUUGCUUCUUCUCUUGUGGUAUGUUGUGUGAUACGAGUAAGUUGCAUCAUAAGAUCAUGUAUCUUCCGUGGUCAUUGCAACAUCAUCAUUGUGAGUAUUCAUAUAUAAUAUUGAUAGGUGGUCUGUAUGUAGAUUGCUACUUGAGUGAGUUGUCUGUGAAAAGUAUCAGAAUGCGUGGUAUCUUUGAGGUAGGAUACCGGUACUGUGCUGCUAACUUUGAUCCACCCAUUUCUUGUACUGGAUUUCUGUUGCUUGAAGUGUGUUUGUGUGUGUGUGUGUGUGUGUGUGUGUGUGUGUGUGUGUGUGUGUGUGUGUGUGUGUGUGUGUUUGGCUGUUGAACAUUGGUAUGUUGAAGAAUUGAAUGAAUAAAUAAUCUUUAUAUGUCGA
Molecule: messenger RNA, 1817 nt
Organism: Aplysia californica (California sea hare)
Lineage: Eukaryota; Metazoa; Mollusca; Gastropoda; Aplysiida; Aplysiidae
Product: 39S ribosomal protein L22, mitochondrial
Biological process (GO): ribosome assembly; translation
Cellular component (GO): ribosome; mitochondrial large ribosomal subunit
Molecular function (GO): structural constituent of ribosome
Source: RefSeq, a predicted model, not a curated record